Molecule: messenger RNA, 909 nt
Organism: Symbiodinium necroappetens
Lineage: Eukaryota; Dinophyceae; Suessiales; Symbiodiniaceae
Source: the annotation of a GenBank genome assembly
GCACCAGUGGCUUCCAGACUCAGACCUCUCACGACGCAGGAUCGGGUAGCAGCACGGUCUAUCAUCCGCAGCCUCGCAGAGCGAGUCGAGAACUGGGACAAGCACGCGACGCUCAUUGCAGGCUGUUUCGGUUGCGGAAAAACCGUAGCCCGUGAAGAGGCGCUUGGUGGAAGGCAAGGUGUCCACGUGCACCGGGUGGAAGGAAACGCCUGGAAGAAGGAGCUCUAUGAAGGCCUGGAUUUGGACAAUGAACUGAUGCUUGAGACGGUCUUUCGGGCGAUCAGAGACAAGCUCGGCAAGCCGCCCGUCCUGGUGCUCGACAUCCCGCGAUCGACCAAGGAAGGCAUGGGCUCCAUCUCCGGCUUCGCCAAGUCUUUCUCGUCGGACAAGUCGCUGGUCCACGUGAUCGUCUGCGCUUCCUCGGCGGCCAUGCCCAUCGCCUUCGACGCUGGCGGCCCCAAUCGCCAAAAAAACUUCUGGGCCCCGUGCUUGCCUUGGCGCUCAUGUUCAGGUGGCUUCAAUGCUUUGGAGUUGGUCGAUGCUUGCCAGCGCUACGCCGUGGAAGGGGAGCGGGCGCUCAAGGCCAAGAAAGCGGAGAUGAAGGAGAGUGCCUACGAAGAUGUGAAGAUAUUUUUGAGGGAUUGCAAGUUCAAGACCGACAUCACUGACACCACGCCGGCUGGCGCGGGCAGCGGCGUUGAUGUUGGCAAGUUGGCAGGCGGCAGUUGCGCACUGCCGCAGGAUGUGGCAAUGUGGAUCCGAGCUCAGAAGUGUCACCCUGUGAUUUGGCGCACGGUGGAGCGGAAGUAUCAAUUCGCAUCGGAGCUGCACGCAGAAGCAGCAACCGAGAUUUUGAACAGCCCGUCACAGCAAUCUCCAAAGGAGCGAACUUGCCAUGGGGGGCGCUGA